Messenger RNA from Drosophila rhopaloa, 1944 nucleotides. RefSeq lists its product as uncharacterized. NCBI's taxonomy places the organism in Eukaryota, Metazoa, Arthropoda, Insecta, Diptera, Drosophilidae. The record is from RefSeq and is a predicted model, not a curated record. The coding region runs from base 1 to 1944 and encodes 647 amino acids. The transcript has 2 exons.
AUGAGAUCGAGGAGUAAGCAACUACUUCUGUUUCUCUGGUUAUUGUUAAUUUUUGUAUCCUCCGCAAAAUGGAAAUUUAAGUCCAGUAACCAUACAAAAUACUUUGUGGAAAGCGAGUUUUGCAAGAUGCCAUAUGUGGAUCCCUUCAGCCAGGAAGUAAUGUCAAGUUUUCGGACCCGUAAGUUAAAGGUCUGCCACCACGAUAGAGACCUUAUAACGCCCGAAUUCGACUCAAAAACUAAGCUCUAUCGAUUGCACAUACACAAGGAGUUAGUUAAAGGGCUUAAAGCUAAUAUAACCUUGCGCUGUUUUUAUCAGAAAAUUACAAGAAACGAUAAGAAUUUGUGGCCGGAUGAUUCAUAUAGUCUAUCAGAUCAUCGUUCUUUAACCCACCAUCUGGUCCUGCCCAAAGAUGUCCAAUUUCUAACCACUUCCUGCUCAAUCGUAAAUAAAACCGAGGAAUCAAAAGCCAUCCAACGGGAUGGUUUCGCUUUUGUUCAGGAUCUCUUUACUCCUAAACAGUUGGAAGAAAACUUUAAGAUAAUGAAUAGGACGGAUGAGCCCAAGCCCAGUGUGAUUAUUAUGGGUCUGGACUCCACCUCCCGGAUGAACUUUCGCCGUUCCAUGCCAAAGGUUUCGAAAUAUGUAGAUCAAGAGGGAUGGUUCGAGAUGCAGGGAUACAAUAAGGUGGGCGACAACACGCUACCCAAUCUUUUGGCCGUACUUGCAGGAACAUCGACUGAUCGAGCACAAAAGCAUUGCAAUCUAAGGAACCGCGGUUGCAUGGACAAAAUCAACUUCAUCUGGAAGCGCUUUAAAAAAGAGGGCUACACAACAGCUUUCGCUGAGGACUGUGAGAAUAUUAGCACAUUUAACUUUAACUUGGCUGGAUUUGUUUAUCGGCCAGUGGAUUACUAUCUGCGACCCUUUCUUUAUGCCGCCGAGGCUACUCUAAAGUUAACUUCAUAUUUGACCGGGGCCUAUUGUGUUGGCCGUCAUUUGAGUUUUAAGUAUGUUUGGGAUUUUGGCCAACAAUUUAUUCAGCGAUUUUUGAACGAGGCUCCUAUAUUUGGACUGCUCUGGAGCAAUAGUUUUACUCAUAACUACAUGACGGGAGCCACAUCUUUGGAUGACACUUUCAAAGAGUAUUUGGACAACUUCGAGAAACUGGGACUCUUCAAUCGUUCAGUGGUCAUUUUUAUGAGCGACCAUGGAGAUCGAUACAACUCUCUUAGAUCGAAAUCCUCGGGAUUUCUCGAAGAGCGACUGCCCAUGAUUUUCAUAUAUGUUCCACCUUGGUUUAGAACGAAAUAUCCACAGUAUGUGGAAAGCCUGAAAAACAACCGCAAUCGCCUUUCCUCAAACUACGAUCUUCACAUGACUUUGCAACAUCUACUCCAACUGAACACCGAUUCCAUGGCUGGUUUUGAUCCCGAUCUCCAGGCGAUUAAAUGUAAAACUUGUCAAUCGCUCUUCUUUGAGCUUCCAGUAAAUCGAACUUGUGCCGAAGCGGGUGUUGAUGAAAAAUGGUGCACUUGUCACCCACCGGAAAACAUCAACGACCCAAAACUAAUCAAUGAAAUUGGCGAGGCCAUAGUGGACCGUUUAAACAAACACUUUCGAGAGAAAAAUAUCACAGAUAUUUGUCAAACAUUGAAAUUGGGUCGCAUCCGAAAGGCAUACCGAAAGAUUAUCCUGGCCACUGCAUCCAAACCCACGGAUCCGGAUGAGCAUAUUUACACUUUGGAGUUUUGGGCCAUUCCCAGAGGAUUGUUCGAAGCCACCGUGAGAUGGAAUAAGAGAACUAAAAAGCUGACCAUGAAUGUGGAGGAGCUGAGUAGGUUAAACAAUUACGAAAAUGAUUCAAGGUGUAUAAAAGAUGCGAAGGUGAAAAAGUACUGCAUUUGCAAUGAGUCAGUGACCACUAGUAGUAAAUCUCCCUGA